Messenger RNA from Aspergillus homomorphus CBS 101889, 1941 nucleotides. RefSeq names its product Zn(II)2Cys6 transcription factor. The transcript is spliced from 3 exons. Bases 190 to 1890 code for a protein of 566 amino acids. NCBI's taxonomy places the organism in Eukaryota, Fungi, Ascomycota, Eurotiomycetes, Eurotiales, Aspergillaceae. Gene Ontology annotation, molecular function: zinc ion binding; DNA-binding transcription factor activity, RNA polymerase II-specific. The record is from RefSeq and is a predicted model, not a curated record. Gene Ontology annotation, biological process: regulation of DNA-templated transcription.
AUGAUGUGAGAGCACUAGCCUUGUUAAAUCUUCAGCCUCGCACUUUGGGGAUAUAACCGCAUUCUUAGGCUGAUAUACUCCGGUCUAGUCAUGACCGACGGGGCCGAACCCAACUGAAAAGCCGCUGAUAAAUCGAUGAUUCCCCGAUGAGCUCUCAACGCUCCUCCACCGUUCCGUUGAGAAACGAACAUGCUGGCUGUAUUAAAUCAAACACAACAUGGAAAGCCCUCCGUCAGGAAGCGCGUGACCAGGACGAAGAGAUCUCGCGCAGGAUGUCGCACUUGUCGCCUCCGCAAAGUCAAAUGCGACGAAACUCCUGGCACUUGUCAAAGAUGUGCCUCAUCUGGGAGAAUCUGCGAUGGUUAUGACCUGCACCGGCUGCCUCCGGCCACAGGCAGACAGAACAUCGGCGCUGUGAUGCCGCGCUUACAGCCAUCCAUCGCCAGUCACCGAUUCCGAGGAAUGACAUCGGACGAGCGCAGGUGCUUCUCCUACUUCCGGAACCGCCAAAUCCCUGCAACGCUGAUGUUCUUCGAUUCAGCCCUGUGGAAGCGGCUCGUGCUGCAAAUGGCGCAGGCCGAGUCCGCCGUGUACCAUGCCAUGAUCGCCCUGAGCGCCGUGCAUCUGGAUACCGAAAUCAAGGAAGUUCUAGUCCUACAUCCAGAGGUGUCGCCCGAUAGCGCCCUCCACCUCUUCGCGCUCGAGCAACUGGGCCGCUCCUAUGCCCAACUACAGCUUCGCUGCAGCUCCCAGGACCCGUACAUGCUGCAGGUCACCUUGGUCACCUGCCUGCUGUAUGUCAUGCUCGACAUGAUCCAGGGCCAAUACGAGACGGCCUUCACGCACAUGCAGAGCGGGCUGCGCAUCCUCAAGGACCUGACGCCUUUUAAGCGCCAGCAGGACCCCUUCACAGCGUCCGACCUCCCAGUCGAGGGAUGCCUAGUCGCGGGCUUCGCCUUCCUGGACAUCGGCUUCAUGCACUUCGACUUCGACGGGCCCCCGCGCCUGCACCUCGAAGAGGGCCUCGACUUCGAGCGUACCCUCCUCGCGCGCCAAGGCUUCAUCACCAGCCUCCAAGAAGGCCGACAAGCCUACAACAUCAUCGCGAGCGCGCUCUUCCAAUUCCUGCCCCAGUGCUGGCACCUAAGCGACGCGGACAUCGCCGCGCAAUACCACCGGCUGCAGCCCCGACAGAUCCAGCUCCUCUCACAAACCGGCCGCAUGCUACGCAUCUUCGAUGCCUUCCACGCACAACAUUACAGCCACCUUCCCCCGCAAGAACAGCAAGGAUUCGACAUCUUAAUCUACCACAUUCACAGCUUCCUCCUCGCCCUGAAGAUCUGCCUCGUGGGCAGCAACCACGCCGCCCGCGCCGCCUACACCGCCGACUUCCAGUCACUACUCGUCGCAACCCAGCGCCUCAUGCACCGCUUCCUCCCCGACCGCCCCAGUGUUACCCUCGACCUCGGCAUCCUCCCCACCCUGCAUCUCAUCUCCACCUUCUGUCCCGACUACCGUCUACGUCUGCAGGCCUUCAAUCUCCUCAAAGCCUGGCCGCACCGCGAGGGCCCCUUCGACUCCGACCUCACGGCCGCCCUCGCGAUGGAGCGCAUGCGCAAGGAGCUGACCCUCAUGCGUGACACGGAUUACCACUCUCACAACGCGCCGGCCGCGGACCGCUCCAUCAGCAAGAACGAGAGGAAGCCGCUCACCCCCGCCGAGAUCGAGAGCUUGCUCGCCGCCAUCUCGCCCGACGACCACCGCUUUUUCGAUACCGUCGAUGCCCCCGCCGUCGCUACCCGCUGGGCUUGUUUCCGUAUCUUCUUUGAGAGCGAUCAAACUCUCAUGAAUAAUAUCGGCUGUGCUGUUGGUCGCUCCGGGGUAGAUUAGUCAGGUGGGUGGAUUCUAUGAUGGGAUUAGACUCGGGGGUGAGGUACAGGG